Molecule: messenger RNA, 2590 nt
Organism: Polychytrium aggregatum
Lineage: Eukaryota; Fungi; Chytridiomycota; Chytridiomycetes; Polychytriales
Product: putative zinc-finger of transcription factor IIIC complex-domain-containing protein
Exons: 16
Coding region: 36-2369 (777 amino acids)
Biological process (GO): transcription initiation at RNA polymerase III promoter
Cellular component (GO): transcription factor TFIIIC complex
Molecular function (GO): histone acetyltransferase activity; protein binding
Source: RefSeq, a predicted model, not a curated record
UCCUCGAUCGGCCGUCGUCCGCUGCUCUUGACACCAUGAGCACACAGACAGUCGAGUUCCCAGGAGCACCGUCGCUGCCGAACGCCGUCCGCUGGUCGAGCGACAACCAGAUCCUUGUGGUUCUCCCUGAUAUCAUCCAUGUUGUCAAACCGAAAUGGAAUUUGGCUGGGCAGAGCCUGAGCAGAAUGGAGUUUGUUGAGACAGCUGUGUCUCUGUCGCCAUCGGUUCCCAUCUCCCGCACGCCGUCGAGAGGCGAAGAUAUCCGAUCGUCCUCAAUGCUGGUGGAAGCCUUUCGAUCGGCGGACUGGUCUCCAUCGGGACUGUCGUCGUCAGCCGGAUGCGUUAUGCUGACGCUGACGUCCACUGGAGCCGUGACUGUCCUUGAGCCUAUGCCGAAGCACACAUCCGCUGUAUGGGAAAAGACAAUCGACGUCACAGAAGCCAUGCUCAAGCACGGCAGCCUCGACGAAGACCAUCUCAACUCGCACGACCUCGAUGGGUUAGAGAUCAUGUCAAUCGCAUGGUCCCCAGCAGCACCUCAGCCGUUUGAUGCGCGAUGGACCCGUCCCACAAGUCUGUUUGCUCUCGGAUCCAAGGCUGGCAAGGUGACUCUAUGGAGCUAUGUAUCCCGGUCACUUUGCCAUGAAGCCACAAUCCAGGUUUCAAAGAGUUGGAUCGUCUCUCUCGGCUGGUCCAAGCCGAUGCAACUGGACGACUCAGUAGCGUGGUUUCUGGCGACUGGAUCCUCCGAUGGCUCAGUGCGGCUUUGGAAGGUCACCAAGUCAUCAAGGGACACCCAUACAGCUGUGGAAUUGGUUCAGGAGCUGUGCGGAAGUGACUCGAGAGCAGCAACCGUGAUCAAGUUCUACAGCUUUGGGGCAGAUGUUUGCGACCAGACCACAAAAGUAGCAAUCUCCAAGGGCACUCGCAUCAUCGUAGCGGUGCUGGAAGACGGAGCCAGCAAAGCUGUUGUUGGACAAAUACGACUGCCGAUCAGCAUGGCUGCGGGCGGCAUCACUUGGAGCAGCUGUGGAACCCAACUCGAUAUAUAUCACCUCGACGGACAGCAUCGAUCCAUCAGACUGAAAGAUUGUGGAGCGGCCGAGAAGCCCGAGAGGGUGACUCUGUUGCUUCUUGACGAAAAUCUCCACCCAGAGAUUGACCAAGUCUUGCGAGUAUCGAUGCAAGCGCCAUCGAGCGCCGAUGCCGACGACGAACCCGGAAACAGCAAUUCCACCGGCGACCAGGAGCCUCGCUACUACGGGGCGGAUAGCUCGGCAUACGGCUUCAGCGACGCCGUACUGCUUUGGGCUCACAAGCCGUUCGACAUGGGCUACAUCACUCCGCGGACCAUCAAGUGCACUUUAGCAAUUGCACCCUGCGCAGAUCCGGAGCAAGCGAUUCAGUCCAAGAUAAUUUCGCGUCUGGAAGAAGCCCUCUGUCAGCGCCAUAUCUUCCGCUACCGAUCGCCGGCGCACGUGCUUUGGGAUCUCGUCACGGAUAUGUAUCGUGACGUCAAAGGAUGGAUCAACCCAGAGGGUGUCUAUGCACUUGUCGUGCAGAGUCUCAAAGAAAACGCCGAUCGGUUGCAGUCGCAGGAGAACCCUUCCACAACGCGGCUCGUAGCUGCGACUCAAUCCGGCAGCUUUGACAGGGCAUUCGAGGAACUGGAAGACUGGCUGUGCGGAAGCAACUAUCUGAAUUCGCUUAGAAUCUUUACACACUUGUACGAGACCACAAAGCAUACCGUAAACACCAGCGAUCUCAAGGACGAUAUGGUUGAUCUGAACCGUGAGAAUGCGAGCGAAAUACUCUCGUGCUACCUGGCAUUCCUGGCCCCGGUGGUCCAAAUGUACAUUCAGGAAUACGGCCGACUCACAGCCCUUGAUCGUCGAGUCAUUGCGCUGAUCGUACACUCGGCUCACCAGCAACGUGAGUCUCUCGAGGCUCGCGGCGUGUGGUCCACAUACGAGGCGAUGCUCGCGGUGCUCCACAAGACCAGCGGAUCCCACGCGAUUGGCAAAGAAGUAUGCCCGGCAUGCGAGGCCAGCAUUGAGUUCAACAACAGCACAACGGCUACCUGUGCACACGGACACGAAUGGGAGCGCUGCUCGGCAACGUUCCUGGUGCUGUCCAAUCCGUUGACUCGGCUCUGCCAGGGAUGUGGCCGGUCAUGGUUUGACCUCUCCGGGCUCGCGCAACUGACCGCCUGUGGACUAUCGAGCGCCAACCCACAGACCCUCGUAUCGGACAUGGAUGUGGACCACGAUACCGUGGACUCUUUGUGCGAGAGGCUAUUGCAAGCAAGCCACAUAUGCCUGUACUGCGGGGACAGGGGCUCAGUUCCGAUUGACGACUAUCGUGCUUGAUCCCGACCAACUGGCGAUGCUGCUGCGACGAUGACGCUUGCUGCGAAGAGGACAGGCUCCCACAGGCGACCCAAAGAUCUGAAGGCGCCAAGGUGUGGAGUGCGCGGAACAUCCUGAUGUGCAGAGAAUCCUGUAUUGCAGUACAGCUCCGAGGGUGUAAUAGAGCGUCGUAGCAAGGAGCGAACACAGCGGUAAUGGUACAAGUGGAUCCGCGGAUCCGU